AUUAAAUGUGAAGAGGGUAUCGAUGUGUCUCACUGCAAACUGGGCUUCUGUCAUGACGGGACCUACAGGUGUUCCGUGGAAGCUCCGAGGCCGGUUACUACUGCUGCUUGUAGUGCUGCCUCAGCUAAGUCUAAGCCAACAAGUCUGUGACCAGGCGCUUGGUCUAGAGUCAGGAGAAGUUAAAAGAGAGCAGCUGAAAUCUUCCAACACACGGGCGGAUCUAGAUAAAGAAUAUGGGCGUUACAAUUGUUGUUCAGAACAGUUAUUUGCUGCGUGGUGCCCUAGUAAUUUGACGGAGGAGAACUGGUACGAAGUGUCAUUCGAUGGACCCAAAAAUGUAACAGGUCUUAAGGUGCAGGUUCCCGUCAACAAUGUCUCAACACACGACCCUUACCUCACGGAAUUCUUUGUCUUCCUGGAAUACGCCUCUGGGAAGCUGGGUAGUCUGGAGUUGUUUCAACUUCCUGGAAAUGUUUCCAUUUUCGAAACAAGUAAAACAGACAAUGAGACGGAAUUCACUUGGCGAGGAGAAAUGGUGAGGAGAAUUAGGAUUGUGAUCAAAAACUACACGUCUGAACCCUGCUUCAGAUUUGAAGUCAUUGGGUGUCCCGUCGAUACCAUUUCAGAAAAUGUGGUUCCUGUUGGAAUUGAAGAACCUAAAGUCGAGUUCAGCUUCCGCAGCCUGUCUUCCAUGUCGAUGGAAUGUACCGUGCAGAAUGAGAACGUCUACAGUAUACAGUACUGGAUGACCUGGACAGUGAAUGGCCGGCAAAGAAGACGAGACUUACUGAGUCCUGGCGUAAGCAGGUCCACGUUGAUGCUGUCUGCUCAAGACUUCAACUCAUUAAGUGCCAAGAUUGAGUGUUCUAUAGAGGCAUGCUAUAGAUCAGACUGUGCCAAUAUCACCAGCACCAAAGUAAACAGUCCCCCAUUCAAACCCGAAGUCAUUGUCACAAGUGGUGAAUCCAUAACAGUAAAGGAGGGUGGUAAGGCGGGAGAGAUCAAAAUAAAGGCCACUGUUCCACCCCCUCUUUUCUGUUUGGCUGCUGGAAAAGACAGUGAUUGCACAGCUGCUGUAAGAGUCACCACAGAAUCAUUAGAAAGAAACCCACCAACAUGUUCACAAGAUUUAGAGCCAGCUCAGAUUGUGUUCUCUGAGAAAGAAGGUUCAACUGAGUCGUGUAAUGUGAAACUUACUGAGGAUAACUGGAGGCAGGAAAUCAGUAUUCCGGUGCAGGCUGCUCAGGAUGGGGUCAUUGACGGAAAUCAACGAGUCCAGGUGUCCCUGACCAACAGAAUCGACACUGUCACUGACAUCAACACCGUCAAAACAGUGGAGGUUACAGCGGAAGAUUCGGAUAUAGGAGCCAGAUGUGCCCUACUUAGUUUAGGACAAGUCAAAACGUUUGAUAGCACCUUGUACCACACUCACCAGCCUGGAGAAUUCAUCCUGUAUAAACAUACCAAAUACCCCAUACAGGUGAAUGUCUUUGUCAAUGACUGUGGCCCAGGCUUUCUGUGUACCUGUGGAGUGUCUGUCAGGGUGGGCGAUGAUGUAAUCCGUGUCAGUAACUGUGAAGGCAGUCCGAUGAUGAGGAAGCCUCUGCUGAAACAGCUGUUCUAUCGAGUACCUGUAAAUGAGGACUUCCGAGUCAUCGCCGCGGAUUCAGGAGACUCAAUCACAAUUGUUUUACCAAGUGGGACAUUCCUCAAAGUAAAGGAAACCUUCAAGAAUUCACUUGACCUCUGGCUGUAUCCAUCUUUACAAGAUUUCAACAUGACACACGGGUUAUGUGGCAGUUAUGAUGGCUCAAUGAAUGAUGACUUGCUUCUCAAAAAUGGAUCCACUUACACAAAUUCUGGUUCCAAGUAUCUUCAGGAUUUUGCUUCAGAUUGGCGUGUUGCUAGUGAGGAGAGUUUGUACACAGGUAUCUGCCCUGGGUUAAAAGUCUCCCAGGGACUGCCAGAAAAUGAGGUGUGUGACUGUUCAGGAACUGAUGUGUUCAGGUGCGGGGUGUGGAACCUCAACCGGGAUUGUCAGGCAUACAGAAAAUAUCAAACAGGAGAGGACUACACGGACCAGAUGUUUAGAGCCGGUCUUUAUGCCAAAAACUGUCGUCCCAAUGCUACCAUUCCGAGAUUUAAGCAGAUUGAUUACGUACCAAAGCAAGAUUACCAGUUUGUUCAAGAUGAGGGCCUGUUUCCUACAGGAUGGACAGCACAGUCAGCUAACGACAGCUGUGUGAAACACAUACAGAAUUCUACAGUCUACAGUGCCUGUAGGAGUGUGAUAGACGUAGAUGACCAACACUUUGUGGACGUUUGUGUCGAGAAUAUCAGGAUAUCCAAUGAUUCGUCAUGGAUGAUGACGGUAGAUUCUCUGAUGGAGGAGGCGUGUCUGUAUCAGUUAGACAGGAACUCCAGUGUGGGCGUGGUCGUGUCCGAUGUGAAGGCCAGCCUCUGUCCAGGCAACUGCUACAACAACGGACAGUGUGUCGAUGGGAAAUGUCAGUGUAAUGAGGAAUUUUUUGGCUACAACUGUAAGAUGAACAAGACGGCUCCUCCCACUCUGACCUUUCUCCCCGCUGAGGGACUUUGUAACACCGUUAGGAGCACCUGUAAGCAGGUGGCGGUGUACGGAGACUCCUUCAUCAACAGUCCAGAACUUAAAUGCUUUGCUGAGCCAGUAACAAUAUUUACAUCCCCAAGUCAAGGCGGCUACAACAGAAGUGGGGCGGUGGAAGAAGUUCCUGUAGUUUUCAGAUUUGUGAGUUCCACUGAAGUGAGAUGUGCCCUGCCAACUGGGGAUACACCCUACUUGAUAUCAGUCAGCAAUGUCAACUCCACCACCAUGCGAUCCGCUCCUUUGUUAUGGGUUCCCUACAAUCCAGCCUGCUACAAUUGCUCUUCCAAAUCUGAAUACUGCUUCAUGAAGGCUGAUGUUUGUGUGAUUGAUGGAGGUUGUUAUCUGAACAUGUCAGAAAACGCCAGGGAUCCCUCUCAAGUUUGUGACCCACGGAAUAGUCAAACCCAAUGGUCUAACAGGACAAGUUUGUGCCCCUUUUCUAUGAUGCAGUGGUCAGAAAUGAAUUCCUCAGCUCUGCCUUUCUUUAAUGACAAAACCAUCCCCAAUGUUGCUACUCUGGGGGACUGUCGUAAGGAAUGUGUGGCUGAGAACCAGUUUAGGUGUCAGUCUGUUGAGUACAAUGCCAAGACAAUGGAGUGUCAGUUAUCACGAGUGCAGGUUCGCGAGGCAGAGAGCUAUUUACAGUCUGGGUACUUCAGUGAAGACUGGACUUACAGCCACUGGUACUGCACAAAAGAUCCAUGUCCAUCCAAGAAGAUUGAAUGGAAUCGGCUGGCAAGUUAUGAUGGAUAUUUCACCCCGGACAAUGACCUUGACAUUCUGUACGACGUGUGGAGGUAUAAUGACUGCCAGGAAUUGUGUGAAGUUGAACCAGCUUGCCGAGCCAUCAAAUUCUCACCAGAGAGGGGGAUAUGUAUACUGUCUGAUGGAGCAUUGAAAGUGGAUAAGGCCAUAGGAACCUAUCAGGGCUACCCUGGCUGGGAGUACCACUCCUUCUCCUGUCAAGAAGAGAAAGAACAGGGACCCACUGUGACUGCUGCUGAAGUAAAGCUGGCGUACCUGGGUCCAGGUAAAGAUGAAGUCAUGUGUGACUUUGACCGAUUGGAGAGUACAAGGGGAAUUGAAUACUACAUCCUGUGGAGGGUUGAUGGGAAAUAUUUAUAUGAAGAUACCAAUGUUACGGAUCAAAAACUUCCCUCCAAUCUGGCAAACAGCAUUCAGGAUGGAACAAAAAUCUCGUGCUCAGUGAGUGCGUGUUACAAUGAUUCUUGUGACUCCACCCGAGGAAAACUCGUCACCUCUCCUGAAUACGAAGCCACAUUACAGAUUAGUGGCAAAGACAAUAUCGAUCUUCCAGAGGGAGCAGAUCCAGAAAUGUACGAGAUCAUCCCCACAGCCCCUCCCUAUGUUCUGUGUAGAAACUUAUCUCUGAGUGCCCCUGACAACUGUAGUAUUGAACUCAGCACCAAAACUCCCCUGAACAGCAGUGAACUCACGUGCCCAGGAGGAAAAGUCAUCAAACAGAUGGCUGUCAAAAUGUAUCUUCAGUCCGAUAAACAGAAAUCUCCAGUCUGCUCCAUGAAGAUCACCAAUGACAACUGGAGGACAGCUCGCUACGGGGUACAACUGAAGGCCACAGUGGACAACAAGUAUGAUGGCGAUCACGUCAGAGAAAUGACCCUGAUGGCUGAUUAUCUUGUGAACAACAACAGAGAGAAAGAAAAUGUCACAAAGAAAUCUGUUAAGGCGAAUGUGGUAGACAGAGACAGAAAAGGCCUGUGUAUAUCUGUUAACGAUCCUCAUAUCACCACAUUUGAUAGCAGGUACUUCAACAACUACUUUGAGGGUGAAUACGUCUUGUAUCGACAUAAGACACUUCCAUACCAAGUGAACACAUUCUACAGACGAUGCAAUGGCCGGGCUUCCUGUAACUGUGCUGUCGCUGUCAGGGCUGGAGACGACGUUUUGUUGGUGGACAAGUGUGGUCCGACAGAGUCCAGCACAGGAGGAUUUUAUCCAAUCACAAUUAGACUUUUCAGAAACGGUAUCCUGACACCAGGAUUCAAGAUCUUCAGUUAUUAUGAAGGACGUAAGAUUAAGGCCAUCUUGCCUUCUGGAACAACGGUCAACAUUAAGCGCAGCGUGAUCAGGGGACAGAACUUCCUCAAUGUCUGGCUAAAAGCUUCAGCCACCGAUUACAGCAGAACCGAGGGACUUUGUGGUACAUUUAAUGACAACAUGGAUGAUGAUCUUACCAUGCCAAAUGGAACGGUUUCCAUGGAAACUACAAAACAGGCAAAUGAAUUCUCUCUCAGUUGGAGAGUGGAUCCUAAGAAGACUAUCUACACAGGGGUUUGUCCCACAGAGGGAGCUGUUCAGGAGGCAGCCACUCAGGAAGCUUACUGCUUCUGCGACCAAUCCAAUGACUGUGCACCAGGAAAUGAUGUCACUUCCUGUCCAUUUGAAUUUGAUGGUUCAGAGGACAUCACUAGUUCUCUGCUGCUGAAAUCAUUGUUUCCUACCAAGUGUAAUAAAGAGCUAGCCAUGCUGACUUACCAAUACCCAGACUUUGAGUACACACCCAGUGAUGUACCAGAGGUGUUUGGCUGGCCAACUAGGAGUGGAAUGUCACAGACAAUUGUCAGAAUCAUCUGUGGUGCCUUUGUUCAGGAGUCAGAUGCAGCCCAGGCCUGUAAAGACAUUCCUGGAGUGGAUGAUGUGGCAGCCACAGAGAACUGUGUGGAGGAUAUUCAGAUCACUGAUGAUAGUCGAUGGGGCAUGACGGCUGUGGAGAAUAUUAAGGAGAUGUGUGAGGUGCAUCUGACAUACAACAUCAGUCUCUGGACAACAGAUGCAGGGGAACCGAAGCCCAGUCCUCCAUACGAUGUCAUUUCAAAGCUGUGUGUAGCAGAGUGUUCCAGUGCUGGGACCUGCACAAACAGAACGUGUAAUUGUAACGAUGACAGAGCUGGCUUGGACUGUUUUGUGGAGAAGUCGACUCCUCCGAACUUAUUCUAUCUGGGUGGCAAUGGUCUGUGUGAUUUGAGAACCAGUCCAUGUAACCUUAUAACCAUCUACAAUAACAACACAGAAAAUAGUCCUAUGCUGGACUGUCAGCUCCGGAAGUUAGAGCAAAAUGACACUGGUUUUGAUGUGGACCAAACAAGUACACAGUUAGUCCCAGCCACAUACGUAACAUUCAACGAGGUGGAAUGUGUCCCGCCCACUGUCGGAAGUUAUGAGGUGAAGAUCAGUAACAACGGAGCCAAUCAAGCGAGUGGCAGCAGUGGCCCCGCCUACUUCCUGGUUUAUGACUCUCUGUGCUUUGAUUGUAAUAUCAACACUCUCACUUGUGUACAGAAGACCACAGCCUGUUUGAUUGAUGGAAAUUGCUAUGAACCCGGGGAGUUUAAUCCACAGAAUUCCAGAGAGUUCUGCGAUCCAAAUGUCAACCACACAACAUGGCAACAGGCUGAUGAUUCUUGUGAAUUGCUUGAUUUGGAAUGGAUGACAUACAAAUUAAAGAAACUGAGUCCAGAUUUCCAAAUUGAGUCUGUGGAUCUGGAUGGAAACUUCAGUCGCUGUGACAGGGCCUGUCUGGAUUACUACGAUAAUCCGGUUUGUCACAGCUACGACUUCGACAACUCCACAAACAACUGCACACUCAUGAAAUCUGAUUACAUCUCCAUGGCAACAAGACUAGAGGAUUCAACCGAUAAUUUACAUAGAGAGUGGCAAUGUCACAAUGAUCCAUGCGGGAAAAGAGGAAUUACCUGGAGCAAAACUCCGGGCUAUGCCAUCGACGAAUACGACGAUAAAACAAUAAACAAUGUCCUGACUGCCACGAGGUGUAAACAGCUGUGCUUGACAGAGAAGUCAUUCCUGUGUAGAUCUAUGGAGUACUUGUCAGUGAUGGGAAAGUGUGUGUUGUCCAAAUCACGACGGGGGAAUGUGGCGCCAUCUAACUUCAUCAGGUGGCCAGGCUAUGUGUAUCACGAAUGGUCCUGUAAAUCAGGCAAUGAUUUCCCUAUACUGUCUGCCAACCCAGAGAUGAUGAUCGCUCGUCAGGGAGAAAACACGACCCUGAAAUGCAAGUUUGUCUCAGUAAACCAAUCUGAGGAUCUCCUGUACACAGUGCGAUGGAUCAUUAAUGGUCGAGUUGUGGAAGAGGAGAUACUACACAACCUGACAGGAAAUGUGGAACUGUACCUAAACACCACACAUCUUCAUAGUCACAAGUUCGGAACUAAGUUUGCCUGUGGUGUGUCUGUCUGUUUGUCCAGCAACUGUAACACUACAUUAGGAGCCUUCAGGAGAAGUAAACAGUUUGAGAUUAAACUAGAGGGGACCCCAGAAACAUCCUUGACCUUAACUGAGGGCAAACCUGGUAAGACAGUGUCAGCUCAGGUAACAGUCCCUCCCUCCUUCCUGUGCCCCCCAGACACCCCCCGGGGCGAGUGUUCUAUUCUUGUCUCUGGUCGAGCGGGCUCGGACCAGAAGAUGUUGUCUUGUAGAGACGGAUCUGCUAUGCAACAAAUUGUUGUCAAAUCAAUGACCAGAUCAUUGAAUGAUUCCUGUGGGUUUGAGAUUACUAACACUAACUGGAGGAGGAAGUUUGAGCUGAUGGUCAAGGCCAAGGCUGACAAUCUGUAUGAUGGGGACGUCACGCUGAACCUCAAGUUAAUGGGAAGAGUAGUCACCAAAGGAAAAGCUGUAGGAAGUUUAGAACUCUACACCAUUCAGGUGACAGUCAAAGACAUGGAUCAUCCGGCCCUGUGUCGGUCUGUCAGUGGACCCCACGUCACUUCUUUUGAUGAAAGAUACUAUAACAACUUUAAUGAAGGGGAAUUUGUCAUGUACAAACACGCUACUUUGCCAUAUGAGGUACACACAUUUAAUCGUCGAUGCAAUAAUCGCGCCAUUUGCACCUGUGCAGUGGCUAUCAAAUCAGGAGAUGAUGUCAUUGUGGUCGAUAAAUGUGGUAAAGGAAUGACACAGAGAGAUCAGCAGCCAAUCAGAGUGUAUCUCUUCAAGAAUGGAGAUCUUACUCCGGGUACCAAAGUCUACAGACUGGAUGAAGGAAGAAAUUUCAAGGUCAUGCUUCCUGAGGGAACCGCUAUAAGCGUCAAAGUUUCCCCAGCUGGCCUCAAUGUCUGGCUCCUGGGAUCCAGUGUGGACUUCAACAAUACUCAAGGUCUGUGUGGAAAUUACGAUGGGAGGAAGCAAAAUGAUUGGAGGCUCCCUGACGGCUCUCUGUUCGACGUUCCAGGAUUGCGACCUGACCCAUUUUCUUUGUCUUGGAGAGUGAGGAGCAAUGAGAGUUUGCUAUCUGGAUCAUGUGACCAAAUGACUGCCCUUGACCCAGAUUUCUGUGAUUGCCCAGCAGGGGGUGCUUCGUCGUGUUUAUCUGAAUCCAGCUACCAGUUAUGUCCCCUGAACAGGAACCAACAGAGAAAUGAUCUAACGCAGUUAUUUGAGAGAAGAUACAUGCGGUCUGUUGGCUGUAGUGAUGAACAACGUGAAAUGAUGUAUGAGUAUGAACCAGAAUAUAAAGCCAAUGAUGUAGAUUGGCCCACCAUGUCUAACAUCACGUAUGAGAUGGCCAGAAACCAUUGCCUGAGUAUUCUACAGGACAACAAGAGGGCAGCCAUUUGUUCCAAUGUCACAGAUGUCACAGAAUUUCUUGACCUUUGUGUGUCAGAGAUCAAGAUUGAGGAUUCCUUUGGCAUGGCUUCUGCUGUACUAGAACAUCUAUCUGAGGUGUGUGAAGUGAUGUUGGCUCGAAAUGUGAGUCUCUGGACCAGUGACGGUGGGAUCCUUGCUCCGGACGCCACCAUUCUCGGAGAACUCUGUCUGAAUGAAUGCCAGCAGAGAGGACAGUGUGUAAACGGGAGCUGUGUUUGUAAGCCAGACUUUGGCGGUGCCGACUGCUCUGUCAACAUGACAGUGACACCUGCUGUGUGGUUCCUGGAGAAUAAUGGACUCUGUGACCUACAAGAGAGGCGUUGCAUGGAGGUGGUGGUCUUUGGGGGAAUGUUUGUCAUGUCAGACAAACUCACGUGUAGACUCACUCCCGUCAAGAUAUUGGAUGGAGGUUACAAUGCAACUGAGGAGGAAAUUUAUGUCCCUGCCACCCUGGUAACUUACAAUGAAGUCCUCUGUGCUCUCCCAUCUGAGGGAAGUCACAUGGUCUCGGUAUCCAAUGACAACGGCACAUGGAGCACACCUACUCUCCUGACGGUGUACAACAGCAGGUGUCAUGAGUGUGCGAGAUCAGGAGUUUGUCGGUUCAAGGAACAAAAGUGCUUCAUUGAAAAUGUAUGCUACAAUAUUGGCGAGUUUAAUCCAAGAAACUCCUCUCUAAUUUGUAAUCCCUAUGAGAAUUACGGCUCAUGGAGUGUUAAAAGAGACCAUCCUCUUGUCCGGGACCAACCAGAACUGUCCACAUCCUACAACCAGACCAACGGCCAGUUCUUGUUCCGUUGUGAGGGAGUAGUCAGUGCAGAGAAUGCUACACAGUCAUUUGUUGUAUGGAGUGUUGAUGGAAAAGAAGUGAAAAUGUCAGCAGUCAAUGAAACAGAUGACCGGAAGUUUACAUCAGAUAUGUCAUACCAAGAUCUUACUAAUUUCACAUACGGAUCAAAGGUGGAGUGUGGAGUGAAAGCCUGCUUCAUUGAUGACUGUGAGAACACCACUAGCCCUGUCCUCAACAGCAAACCCAUCACAGCAGCCAUUACAGUUAACAGACGGGACAUCCAGCUUGUUGAGGGAGGUGACUCCUCCGAGAUUGAGAUCCAGUUAGAGUUCCCUCCCUUCAUCUUCUGUCAAUCAGGGGACUGUGACAUCGUCGUAAGACCAGAGAUAGAGGCUGAGAAGGAACUGAAAUGUGAGGGUCAGACGGUGACUCAGAUCCUGGUAGAGCAGACCAGUGAGGGGGAGGGCCUGAGGAUAUCGAGGGAGAACUGGAGGAACAGGCUCGUGAUUCCUGUAAUGGCCAACAUGGACAUGCUAAAGGAUGGGGACCAGGAGAGGGAGAUAACUCUGGUGUCAUUUGUCAGGGGCAGGAAUGAGACAAAUAGAAACAGUGUCACAACAAAGAAGAAGGUGAAAGUGAUGGACAGACAUGAAUCUCACUUGUGCAGCUCUAUCAAUGACCCCCACAUGAGAACACUAGAUGGAAGAAAAUAUAACAACUUCUAUGAAGGUGAAUUUGUGCUGUACAGACACACUACAAGACCAUACGAGGUGCGGACUUUCUACAAAAACUGUAAUGGAAAGGCCUCCUGUAACUGUGCUGUCGCUGUCAAGGUGGAUGAUGAUGUCAUUGUGAUUGACAGGUGUAGCCAGGUUAAAGGUCGCAAAGUGGCAGCCAAGCCCAUUCAGACCAGGGCUUAUAUAAAUGGGCAGAUAACUCCAGGAUUUAGAGUAUACCAGACUGGCGAGGAAUACAGGAUUUACAUGCCAUCGGGAACAUACGUGGUCGUCAAGAAUGGCAAGAGAAGGACAAGUCAGUUUAUGAAUGUGUGGCUGCACGCAUCGCCAAUGGACUUCAACCACACAGAGGGUUUGUGUGGUACACUGAACGAUGAAAUGGACGAUGACCUGAUGAAGCCUGAUGGUACCGUGGUGAUAUCAAAGCAAAAACGUCCCAAUGCCUUCUCCAUUAGCUGGCGAGUCAACCCUGAUGAAACCCUAUUCAAUGGAUAUUGUCCUGAAAUAACCGGCACCACCACCACUACACAGGAAAAGUUUUACUGUGACCCAGUCAAUAACUUGACCUGUUCUAAACUGUUCACAGACUUCAGCUGCCAGCAGACCAAACUCAGGGGCAAGGACAUCACAGAGGAAAUAUUGAAAUCUGCCGAGACUCCCCAGAAAUGCAUCACCAUACAACCUCAGAUCUUUUUCGAAUAUGACGUGAACUACACAACACCAGAGAUAUCUUGGCCGAAGAAUGGUUUAAAUGCUACCACAGCCUACCAGCACUGUCUGGACUUUGUUCUCAAAACAAAGAUUGGUGCUUCCUGUAACGGUAAAACGGGCCUUUCAGCAGCCAUAGGUUUUGAUUUGUCGGUGGAAUCCUGCAUGGAGGACAUCGGGCUCACUGGAGACACAACUUGGGAAUUUGAGGCCCUGGAAAGCAUUAAGUUGAAGUGUAUAACAGAAAUUGUGACCAAUGUGGAAAUGUGGGUGACAAUAGGAGGAGUUACGGUUCCUGAGGAAGCUGUGGUGGCUGAAUACUGUUUAAAUGAGUGCAGUGGGCAAGGAACUUGUGUUAAAGGUCAGUGUCAGUGUGACCCAGGCUAUGGAAACAUGGACUGCUCUGUAAACAUCACGGUCCCGCCCACAAUAACGGGCAUUCUGAAUGGUCAGCUGUGUGAUGUCCGACAGAGUGAGGACGGAAAACAGUGCAAGAGGAUAGUCCUUAUCGGAGAAAACUUUCAGAAUAACGACUCUCUUGUCUGCCACUAUUUCAAUGAGCCCGGAAAAGAAGCAACUUAUCUAAAUUCUGAGUCUGUGGUUUGUCACAUGGAAACGCCCAGAACAGCCAAUGUGACGGUCAGCUACGGUGGAGAGAGGCAGAGUGACAUCAUCCGCUAUGUUGUGUACGACUCGUACUGCGAACAGUGUGAUGAGGACUCACUGAUCUGCGUGGAAAGGAAUGACACCUGUAAGAUUGGUGGCCAGUGUUUCUCUGCUGGGACUGUGUUUGCACAGGAUAAUAAGUAUGCCUGCAUGCCAGCAGUUAACAGGACCACAUGGACAAGAAUAGAGACUUCCACUAUCACUGCUGUCAGAAUUACUUACAUCUCUAUCAUCAGCAACAUCCUUCUUACCUCCUUUGGCAAUUUUUCACUGGGAGGAAGCCCUGCCUUGGUGGAUGGUUGGAAGGGUGGUCUGGCCUUGAGAUUUGAUGGAAAAUCCUACUUUGAAGACGAUGAUCCGAAUAGUUGUCUCAGGAACCCAGAACUCUGUGUACAGAUGGGAUUUUCCUUCAGGUUCUCUCUCAAGGUGUCUGCUCUGAUCGAUGAAUCGUACAUCUUCUCAUCCGGUGGAGAUUUGCCCAAUUAUAGAGGGGUGUCAUUGUUCCUCAGGAAAGGUCGUAUGUACCUGACCUUAAGUACAGAAGACUUUGAAUGGACUGUGGUGACGGUUUUCAGAAAAGUUGGAGUGUAUUUCGAUUUUGAAUUUUCAUGGGGCCUUAGCUAUGGUUUGGAGUGCUUCAUGGAUGGGGUCAGUGUUGGAAGAACGAUAGCACCAGUCAAAAGAACGAUCAAGGGAACCAAACAACAUGGGUUCAGACUGGGAGGACCGGUGCCGGGAGGGAGACGUGUGUCCUCAAAAUGUGAAGUGGGAACCACAACCCUGGUGAAGGCGGAGACCAGAAUUGUUACAGCUGUAGGAUUCGUGAUUGACAUUCCUGAGCUGACCAGCGUUCCAAUGCUUUCCGCUGCAUACAGUGAGAAUGAUACAGAGGCCCAGUUUCUGUGUAAGUUUGAGCGACUGAACCGUGGUGAUGUGGUGUACAAAGUUCAGUUCUUCGUGGAUGACAAAGAGGUCAAGGUCAUUGAAGGAGUGGAUGGAAGGGCUGAGAACUAUGCUAUGUCUGAAUCUGAAUAUGGUGAUGGAGGAUAUGGGGUUAAGUCUUAUUGCAUGGUGACACCAUGCUAUUCGUACAGUUGUCCAACCACACAAGGGCCGUCACGUAAAAGUAACAUCAUCACUGCUGAAGUCCAGAUUGUGACAAGGGAGAUUACUGUGGUAGAAGGAGGUUUACCUGGUAAUGUCAACCUGCAACUUACAGUGCCACCUAGGUUGUUUUGUGGACCAGAUGACAGGGCCAAUAACUCAUGUUACGUCAAAGUGAAUUCCUAUUUCUCUGACACAGAACAGCUUUGUCCCAAUUCCAACAGACUGAAUCAGGCAGUGAUUGGUUACAGUGUAACCAAUGAAAUGCGUACUCCGUUCUGUGGUAACAUGAUCACUAUGAGGAGCUGGGAGAGGAGCACGGUCAUUCCUGUGUUUGCUUCUAUUGACCUCCUCUAUGACAAGGAUAAAAUACGGAGCCUGUCUAUCCAAUCACAAGUCUUCUGUCAGGACAGUGUCAGUCACAAUACUACUACCACUUCAGUCAAGGUUACUGUGAAGGAUGGAGACAAGAGUGCUAUUUGUAAAUCUAUCAACGAUCCUCAUAUGACAACAAUGGAUAAUUGGCAUUACAAUAACUUCUUGGAAGGAGAGUUUAUUCUGUACAGACACAAGACAAUGCCAUAUGAAGUGCGUACAUUUUAUCGUAAAUGUAACCGAGGCAGAGCAACAUGUAACUGUGCAGUGGCAGUGAGAUCUGGUGAUGAUGUCAUCGUGAUUGACAGGUGUGGCCCGACUGUGACAACUUCUGGAAAAUACAAACCCAUCAAAAUCACACUGUUUCUCAAUGGUCAGCUGACUGCUGGGACUAGAAUUUUAUCCUUUGGCGGAGGAAAAAAAUAUGAAAUUCACUUGCCCCACGGUGCUGUACUGACAGUCGCUAACGGUAAAGGGAAGAGACCACAGUUCAUCAAUGUCUGGUAUAAAGCCUCACCAGCUGAUUAUCAACACUCUGAAGGUCUGUGUGGAAUUUGGGAUGGCGACAAGGACAAUGAUAAAACAAUGAGAGAUGGAACACUGUAUACAGGAAAGUCUAAACAGCCUGUGGAGUACUCGGAAAGUUGGAGGAUUGACGAGACAAAGGAAGCCUCCCUAUACACAGGCUUCUGUCCGGAGGACUUGGAGGCGGAGACUGAGUUUACUUAUUGUACCUGUAACACUAACACACCAAAUGUGUGCUCCGAACAGACCAUCCUGCAGGACUGCUCCCCAGCACUCAAAACAAAGAGAGGCAAAAAGAGGGGGAAGGAUAUCACAGCAGAGCUACUGGCAAAUAAUGUUGUUGAAUCCACCAAAUGUUUCCUUCAGGAGCCUCAAGUAUUGUUCCAGUACAAUUCCUCUCACCGUGCACCAGAAAUUGGCUGGCCUACACCUAAUGGAGUCACCCUGCAACAAGCCUUAGACUACUGUACGAGUUAUGUUACUAACUCUGCCUCCGGCAGUCUGUGUAAAAGCGUGAACAAUGUACAGUUAGACGAAUCCAUAGGCAACUGUGUAGAGGACAUCAAGCUGACUGAUGAUAAAGAUUGGGCUAUAGAAACUCUACAAAAUGUGAACCAGCAGUGUCAAAUUGAAAUUGUCUACAACAUCGCUAUCUGGGUGAUAGUGGGAGGAGAACUGGCUCCCCCAGAAGAUGUGUUUGGGGCCAUCUGUCCUGCUGACUGUAGCGGACAUGGAAAGUGCAAUGAUGGGGCCUGUGAUUGUGAUGUUGGUUAUGUGGGAGAGGAUUGCUCUGUCUCAGAAACUGACCCCCCAGAGCUGGAGUCCAUUCAGGGAGGGGCCUUGAUUGACAUCAGUGUGGGUGUGGCUAAAUACCUUGUUGUGUAUGGGGCAGACUUUGUGGACUCGGACAAACUUACCUGUCAUUAUUUCCUGGCAAACGGAACAGAACUGAACCUGCAGGCAGUCUAUGUGAAUAAAGACAACGUUCUUUGUCCCUGGACUGGAGUCAUUGGUCGCUUUGAAUUGAGGGUCAGUAACAAUGGUGUCAAGGUCAGUGGGCGGCUGCAGUUGGUGGUAUACAACUCUCUGUGUGAGGUCUGCACCCUGAUUAGAUGCACUCCCAGGCAAGAUGUCUGUGUUAUUAAUGGGCAGUGUUACCAGGAGGGUUAUGUCGAUCGUAAUGAUAUCAAACAAGUGUGUUUCACUCUCAAAUCCACUACCUCAUGGAGUGUACUCACAAGGACAGAUAUAACGGUGAGAAGAUUUGGCUUCCUGAGACUCGUCGGCAACAUUCUGUACACAGCUACAGCUAACAUCAUGUUCACCCUCUUUGGUUCUCCCCGUUUUGAGUUUGGUCCAACAGGUGCCAAGGCCCUCCUCCUGAAUGGAGUUGACCAAUUUGUGGACAUGGGCGAUCAGACUGCCCAGUGUAUAGGAAAUCUGGAUAAUUGUAAAUUGGGACUCACUGUCAAAUUCAAUUUCAAGGUCCUUAAAUUCUCCAAAAAAAUGUAUAUAUUUUCUAAUGGUGGAGAUGAGCCUGGUUCCUAUGGAAUGGCCAUGUGGUAUGAGAGAAAAAGACUGUAUCUGUCUAUAAGCACCUCCACCAAGAUCUGGACAGUCAGCACCAGGUAUACUACUCGUAACAAGUUCACGGCUAUUCAGUUCUCCUGGAGUGUUCAGCUGGGAAUCCGACUCUAUUUCGAUGGGACACUGGUCACAAGGACUGAAAAAUACUAUAAGAGGGAGGUCAAAAAUCUGUUUAAGAAGUUCUAUAUUGGGUGUUCAGUAAGCAGAAAAUACUUCUCCAAUAUUGUGGUGGAAGGAUGGGACAUUGCAGAAGCAGUGACGGAUGUUGUGAAGGAAUUGGAUGUCAGAAUUGAACCUCCUGAGUUUAAAGAUGCACCAGAUUUGAUUAUUUCUGUUAACAAAACAAGCCUGGAGACCCAAUUCCUCUGUAAGUUCCAGCAGCUGGAGAUCGCAAACCUUCAGUACACCAUACAGUGGUACCUAAAUGAUAAGCAGCUCAAAGAGGAAAUACUGUCCAAUGAUACUGAAAGCUCUCUAGACGAAAGUUACAUCACCCAGCUGUUUUAUGAAGACAAGAUAAAAUGUUCUGUGUCUGCCUGUGAACAAGGGAACUGUGAAAACACGAGAGGUCCGUGGAGGGACAGUGCGAUACUGGUGGCCAGAGUCCAGCUGAGUGAAACAAAAAUAACCACAUACGAGGGAGCAGCACCCACCAAUAUCAAGGUGACCACCACUGUUCCUCCAAGUCUGUUCUGUGAGAAAGAGGACAGGAAAAAGUACUGUCAAAUAGCGGUCUCAACUGUGCUCGUUAAAGAGAAAGAGACGAAAUGUCCGAGUUCAGGCGAGGAGAUCACGCAGGUCGUGUUUGGGGUGUACAAUUCCAAUGUGUACAAAACUCCAUGCUCACACCUCAUCACGAUGGAAACCUGGUCCACAGGACUGCAGCUCCCAGUCAAGGCCACGAUAGACAGCCUCAAGGACAAAGACAAGACGAGAAGUGUUCGCAUAUAUGUUACCAUGGCUGUACAGUCCGUGGUGUUCUUCAAUCAACAAAUCAGCACUGUAGAGGUGAAAGUUAAGGACGGAGAUAAGACGUCGACGUGUUCUUCUAUUAAUGACCCUCACAUGACAACAUUUGAUGGAAAGUACUACAACAAUUUCUUGGAAGGAGAGUUUAUACUGUACAAACACAAGUACUUGCCAUAUGAGGUGCGAGUGUUUUAUCGGAGCUGUAAUGGCAAGGCUUCCUGUAACUGUGCAGUGGCUGUGCGUUCUGGAGAUGAUGUCAUUGUCGUAGAUCGAUGUGGUCCAACCAUGGACAAGUCCUCAAAGAAAACACCAAUGACACUGAAAAUGUUCCUCAACGGGGCACUGACUGAGGGCACCGAGGUCCUCAGGAAAGCAGGCGGAAAGAAAUAUAUCAUUGUGUUGCCAACUGGUGCUAGACUUAUUGUGAUGAAUGGCAGGAAAAGAACUAGUCAAUUCAUCAAUGUCAAAUUCAAGGCAUCCUCUGCAGAUUUCAGCAAUACAGAAGGUCUGUGUGGAACAUUUGAUGAUGACAAGACCAAUGACUUAAUGAAGCGGGACGGAACUUUGUUUGGAGGACGUGGAAAACAACCAACUGAAUUCUCCAAAACAUGGAGGGUGUCAAAGGAGGAGAGUCUUUACCGGGGGUACUGUCCCAGCGGUGACACCAGGACUGUGGUGGAAAGUUACUGUGAUUGUAUGGAGGGUCAGGACGCCACCUGCCAAGAGGGACUGGACUUCAUGGCCUGUGAGGAGAUCGAGAAGAGAAAGGGGAAAACAAAGCACAAAAAAGGAGUCAAGAGUUUAACCCAAGCGCUCAUUAGAGACGCAGAGUCGCCUCCUACCCGAUGUGUCUCCACCCAGCCACCAGACGUGUUUGAAUUUGAUGUAAAUUAUAUACAAAGGGAGUUGACAUGGCCAACACCAAAUGGUAUUACCAAAGACAGAGCAAUUAGUAUCUGCCGAGGUUUUAUUGAGGCUAAAGAAUCAGGCAAAAGGUGUCUGAAUGUUCCGGGAAUGGACUUCGAGCCUAUACUGGAGGGCUGCCUGGAAGACAUUCAGCUAACUGAUGAUCUCACCUGGUCUAGCGAAAGUCUGGACAAUCUCCAGGAACAGUGUCUGGUCAUUAUUGAGGUGGAUGUCGCUCUCUGGAUCACCAUUGAGGGGGGUGUGGUGGCCCCACCCCCAGAAAUCACCGGCGCCAUCUGUCCCAAUAGUUGUAACGACAAUGGAACCUGUGUAGAUGGUGUCUGCCAGUGUGAUUUUCCCUGGAUUGGGGACGACUGUUCCGUCAAUAUCAACAAUGCACCCCAGUUGGAUGUCAUUGGCAAUGGAAAGCCGUGUGAUUUGAAUCGUUACGCCUGUAAUUCUGUCAAAUUGUUUGGAGAUGACUUUGCUGAUGUGGAGAACCUCACAUGUCAUUACAGAAAUCUAGCGAGAAACCUAACAGCAAUUUCCAGUGUGAUGACCAGCAAAGCAGAGUAUGAGAAUUCCGAGACGGUUGUGUGUACACUCCCAGGUGAGGGUUUGUACGAGAUAGCAGUUAGCAAUAACGGGCAGACCACCAGUUCAUACAAAGUGUACAUCAUCUACAACAGCUACUGUGAUCGCUGCUCCGAGACGGGCUGCACCACAAGGACUGAUGUUUGUGUGAUUGGUGGAGUGUGUUAUGAGAAUGGAUUUGUAAGACCGGAUCAGAAGACCCUGGCCUGUCGUCCUGAUUACAGCACAGAUUCAUGGACUGUACUAAGAGUGGAUGUUAUAUACGAGUACAGGUUAUUCUUUCUGAGGAUUGAAGGAAGUUUUCUGGUGACGGAGGCAGGAAGUUUCCAUCAGUUUGGUAACCUGGCACUGAGAACCAACAGAAAUAACAAGAAGUCCUUGACAUUUAAUGGCCGGGACCAGUAUUUAGGUGUCAGCCAUCUAGGAGAUGUUUGUCUUUCUGACCCCGACUUCUGUUACCUCGGAAUUACUUUCUCUUUCACGGUUCGCUUCAUCAGUCUGGCAAAUGACAUGUAUGUUUACUCCAGCUGUGGUUCGAACCCUAAAAGUAUAGGGUUUGAUCUGCGUUACGUCAACAAGCGUUUUAUUUUCACUGCCAGUACUCGCAGUAAGGAGUGGAGUAUUGAGUUUAACGAUGUUAAAACUGAUGUUUUCUAUGCUUAUCAAUUUUCCUGGAGUGUACAGUAUGGUCUAGUGUUUUACAUUGAUGGUGUAGAAAUUUCUCGUACUACAAAAUACACCACAAGGUCUGUGUCUGUGCCAGAAAAAUGUCCGAUAUACAUCGGAACAAACCAGGACCAAAGUUCGUUUGCUAAUAUGGAACUGGAGUAUCUUCAUGUGCUGCUGGCCUCCAGAGACAUUUUGAUUCAGCUAGGUUAUGUCAUCGGAUUUCCGGAACUCACAAGUUCACCAGUUCUCCGGAUCAAGACAAAUCCAGAUGAGAGUGCUCAGUUCCACUGUAUGUUUACUCAGCUGGCUGCAGAUGUAGAUUAUGUCGUGGAAUUUUUUGUUGAUAACAAAAUGGUUGCCAUGGUGACUAAUAACUCCAGUCCAGUAGCUAUUGAAGAAAGAGAUGUUGGUGACCUGCUGUAUGGAAGUUUUAUGUAUUGUGAAGUUAGUGUGUGCUACAGAACCAGGUGUGCGGAGUCGCGGGGACCAGUCAAACGCAGUAGCAUCAUAAGAAUGAUAAUGGAGUUUGAGGAAGAAAAAAUGGUCAUAUAUGAAGGAAAGCGGCCAGAUGAACGAAUCAAGGGUCGGCCUCUGAUUCCUCCUAGGUUGUUCUGUCCAGCUGGCAGUCGAGAUAUCUGUCAGUUACAGGUGAUCGCCUCCCUAAAGACAGGCUCCAAGGAAACCAAGUGUCUAGAUGGCAGCACCAUGCAGCAACUAGUUUUCAGAUCACCAAACACAAAUAACUCGGUCUGUUCAUAUCCCAUCAAAUGGGGCCAGGACAUUGAGAUUGAAAUUGAGGCCACUGUGGACCAAAUUAAGGAUGGAACGAAAUCCCGCAUCAUUCAGGUUCAACUGAUGGUGACUGUGGGACAGACCCACACAGUGGUUGACGUGGCCAGGAUUCCAGUGGAGAUUCGGGACUCCAAAUCUAUGGCUACGUGUCGUUCUAUAAAUGACCCUCACAUUACUACAUUUGAUAAGAGGAAAUAUGACAACUUCUAUGAAGGGGAGUUUGUUUUGUACAGACACAAGACAUUGCCUUAUGCAGUGCACACAUACUACAGAUCGUGCAACAAGAAAGCUUCCUGUAAUUGUGCAGUGGCUGUGAGAUCCGGUGAUGAUGUCAUCGUGUUGGAUGUCUGCGGCAAAGAAAGAUCGAAAGGCAAGAAGCGGCGUCCCCUGACCAAGAAACUGUUCUUGAAUGGACAACUAACCCCGGGGACAACAGUGUAUCAGCAUCACAAAGGAAAGAAAUACGAGAUAAAUUUACCCACUGGAGGACAGGUGAUUGUAAGGCCCAACAGGGAGUUCAUCAACGUCUGGAUGAAGGGAUCACCCGUGGAUUAUGAAAAUGUGGAAGGUCUCUGUGGAAAUUAUGAUGGUGUUAAGAACAAUGAUUUGGUGACUAAAGCUGGAAAAGUUAUCGAUAAAAAACAACCAGACGAAUUUUCCAGAGAAUGGAGAGUGCCUGAAGAAGAAAGUCUAUACUCGGGAUUCUGUGGUGCUGUCACAACUGAUGAUCUCUCUGGGUCAGAUUACUGUGAAUGUGGGGCAGGGCUGACCCCCCAGUGUAGAGCUAGCCCUGUCAGUGACUGCGGAAGUUUCUCCAAAGCCAAAAACAGGAAGAAGAAAAACAAAAAACUUGUAGAUAUCACUCAGGACCUGGUGGAUGAAGCCCAGUCUAUGAUUUGUGAAUCCACUAUUACCAGGAUCAUUUUUGAAUUUGACAUCACCUAUACCUUCAUUGGUGUCAAUUUCCCCACACCUAAUGGAAUCACCCAAGAAAUGGCUAUCAACAACUGCACCCAGUUUAUUGCUUUGUCAGCUGCUGGUAACGCCUGUGGUGCUAUUGCCAAUGUUGAUGUACAAGGCAACCUGGAGAACUGCAUUGAUGAUGUCAAGAUAGUGGACAGUUUUGAAUGGUUGACUGCUGCCCUGGAGAACUUACAAGAACAAUGUGUGGUUGCUAUAGAAAAUGAUGUUACUCUGUGGAUUGUGGAUGAGGGUGGUGUCCCUGAACUACCAGAUGUCAUUGAGGUCAUCUGUCCUUUGGACUGUAAUAAGCAGGGCUCCUGUGUCAAUGGGUCCUGUGUGUGUGACACUGGAUUUGCUGGUGAGGACUGCUCUGUGCCUGCCAAUUCUCCCCCUGAUGUGGUGGGUGUGGUCGAUGCUCUCUGUGACGUCAGUCAAGGGCCUUGUCUGUACUUCUUUGUUCAAGGCUUUGGUUUCCUGGAUCAGCCCUCUCUCACUUGCCACUACACAUUGGCUGAGAACAAUUCCCUGGUGAAUAUGACCGCUAUAUUUAGAAGCGAGGAGGAGGUACGGUGCCCCGCAUACAGAGGAAGUCUGGCUAUCAGUAACAACGGUCUUCUCAUCAGUGUAUCAGUACAAGUUAUCGUGUACGACUCGGUCUGCGAGACCUGUAACGAUACUGUCUGUACAUUGAGGUCUGAUGUGUGCAGGAUAAGCGGGAAAUGUUACGCUGAUGGUUUCGUCAAUCCUCUGAAUGUGAACCAAAUCUGUGACGUCAACACCAACAAUCAGUGGUCUACACUUAAUGUCCAAAACAUCAUUGUAAAGAACUACCUCUUCAUAAGAAUUGUGGGUCAACUCUUGAUAACUAGGACUUUCGACAUCACCAUUGGUGGAACAGGAAUUCCGACCCUGAUUCCAGGAUUUGCUGGUGGAAAUGCAGUUUUACUGGAUGGAAAGCAGCACCUGACUUACGGAGAUCAAACCGACUCAUGUUUUGGUGAUGUGGAGAAAUGUACAAAAGGAGUCACUAUUCGAUUCAAUCUGAGGCUGACUAAACACAGCUCCAAAUGUUUUGUGUUCAGCAAUGGAGGAGAGGAAGCCUUAAAUUACGGAUAUGCCAUGUGGUUUGAAAACAACAAGCUCUAUACCAGAACCAGCAACAGGAGAUCGGAGUGGACUAUCUCCACUUCGUCCGUUAAAGUUGAAAAGUUCAUGCAGGUGGAAAUGUCAUGGAGUCUUCAGAAUGGUUUACAACUCAGCAUUGACAAAGAAGUUAAGGUUUCAAGCAAGAGAUUCAUCAGUCGGCCCUCAAAUACGUACACAGCUGUGAAAGAUUUUGUGAUUGGUGGGUCAUCAAAGAAGGACAGGAAUUGUGGAAUGGCUAUUGACUCUUUCACUAUUGUGUUUGCUUCAGCUGAAAUUAUCAAAAGAGCAGGGAUUAAAACAGAAUUGCCAUCCUUUGAGAAGUCCCCUUCACUUUCCCGCCAUGUGGACAGGAACCAGGUGUCCCUUCUGUGUGUGUUUGAGUCACUGUCCCCCUCCCAUUCUUACUUUGUGUCCUGGUAUGAGGAUAGCAGGCUGCUGAGGACUGUAGACACUGGAAAUGAGACCAGAGCUGUACUAACUGAACAAGACAUGGGAGUUCUGAACUUUGGUGCAGAGUUAUACUGUGGGGUAUCAGCCUGUCUAGCUGACAACUGUAACAACACCAAAGGACCGGAGAAAAUGAGUGACAGAAUCAGCUCAGCCGUCAAGAUUUUGUCCAGUAAAGUGACAGUGUAUGAGGGAGGAGACACAGAGUGUGUUAAGUUAGAGACCCCCUUCCCACCACGAUUGUUCUGUAAUACCACAGACAACACCACAGCAUGUGGCAUCCAUGUUUCCUAUGGCUUCAAAUCUCACAAGCAGACUAAGUGUGCCACAGGUCGGUACAUACCCCAAGCUGUAUUCAAACAGAGUGAUGCCGUUACCACGCCAUCUUGUGGAGUGACUGUGACUGACCAGCAGUGGAUGAAGCCGGCUUGUGUCGAAGUCUACGGAGUUCCCGAGGGCCUCAAGGACAAAAAUAAGAAUAUAGAUGCCCAGCUAGAUGUUUCCAUUCUCACUGGUACAGUUGUCUCCCCUGUAUUGGUCAGUUACACGGUGAAGGUGGAGGUCAUUGAUAAGGAUAAAUUGUCCAUGUGCCAGUCUGUGGGAGAUCCACACAUUACUACGUUUGAUGACAGGACAUAUGAUGUCUUCCAAGAGGGAGAAUUCAUUCUAUAUCGACAUAAAACACUUCCUUACGAGAUUCGCUCCUUCUUCCGCUCCUGUAAUAAACGAGCUGCCUGUAAUUGUGCUGUGGCUGCGAGAAUUGGUGAUGAUGUCAUAGUUCUGGACAGAUGUGGAGCCAGCAACAAAAAGGCCAAGAAACAGCCGCUUGUUCCGAAGCUUUACCUGAACGGAGAGCUGACAACAGGAACAGCCAUUACCAGAUUCAAUAAUGGACGGAAAUACAAGAUUGUAUUCCCCACUGGAGGACAGUUAAUUGUAAAGGUGAAUGGUAGAAAGAAGGAAUUCCUCAACAUUUGGUACAAAGCGUCCGCUGACGAUUACCUCAACUCGGAGGGUCUAUGUGGACAUUAUGAUGGAGAUUCCAGCAAUGAUCUGUUGUUACCUAGUGGUAGAUUGUACUCAGGAAAAGAAAGGAGACCCAAGGAUUUUUCCAAGAGCUGGAGGAUUGAUGAAAUGGGAAUUGAGACCAUAUACUCUGGAGUCUGUACUGAUGAAGUGAAUGGGGUGGUUCCCCCACUCCCCAUAUACUGUGAUUGUAACCUUGGAUCCGCCCCAGUCUGUGGAGCAGAUCUCGACAUUUCCUACUGUACCAAGCCUGGCAAAAAAGAAAGAAGGAGGAAGAAAGGACUUGUGGGCGAGGAGAUAACUGACAUGGUGAUUCAGCAGGCUGUCUCCCCACCCCCCAAAUGUCUGUCCCGAGCAGCGCUUAUUCUGUUUGAAUACAAUGCUACAUACAUUGCACGGGAUUAUACAUGGCCGACUCCCAAUAAUGUGACGGAGGUAGAAGCGUUUCAGAAGUGUAAGACGACAGUCGAGGCCAACGUCGCUUUCCAGGGCUGUAAAAAUGUCCCAGAUAUUGGAUUCUCCGUCUCUCUCGACUCGUGUGUCAUUGACAUUCAGAUUAUGGACGACCUUAGCUGGGCACAGGAAGCUAUAGCAGCUGUUAUUCAGCGCUGUCAGACACAGAUGGAAAUCAAUGUAGAGCUCUGGGUCAAUGUCUCCGGCGAAGUCAUCCCAAGUCCAGCGGUAAUAGACAAUCUGUGUCCUAAUGCCUGCAGUGGACAGGGAACAUGUAAAGAUAGUGAAUGUACCUGUAAUUCCGGUUUCUAUGGGGAUGACUGUUCCAUUGACCUGACGGCACCACCUGCAGUUGAUGACAUCCCCGACUACCUGUGUGACCUUUUGAAGUCUGACUGUAGAACUGUCAUCAUUAAUGGUGAUGGCUUCCUUCAGAUUGGAACGCUGAUCUGCAAAAUUCAAAAAUUAAGAAGACAAGGAGUGGAGUUUGUUAUGGACGGAGGGUCAGUGACGAUCAAUGCCAGCUAUGUCAGUCGUGAACAGGUCAGCUGUAAAUUGCCGAACUCUGGAGUGUACAAUGUCAGUGUCAGUAAUGACGGAAAUAACUUCGGAGCGGAGCUGACCUUCAUAGGUUAUGACUCCUCCUGCUACACCUGUCAUGGGUCUGGAUGUUCCCAAAGGACGGAUGUCUGUUUGAUUGGAGGUGCCUGUUUAGGACGAGGAUUUAAGAACAUUGGAAAUUCUCUAGAAGUUUGUUCUCCUAAUAGAACCAUGACUGCUUGGACAACAAUCACACGUGAAAUCAUAGUACAAAUCUCUUACACCUUCAUCACAAUCAUAAACAACGUCCUGAUUACUCGGUCCACCAACUACACAGUGAUUGGAAACCCCUCCCUAGUGACCGGUCCCACUGGUCAAGCCCUGCAGCUGGAUGGGGCCACUCAGUACAUAGAUCUUUCUAACAGUGACAAUGGCUGCCUGGGUAACCCUGCUCAGUGCGAGUUUGGUCUGUCUGUGACCUUUAACCUGAAGUUUGUGACCUUCACGGAGAACAUGUACAUUUUCUCUAAUGGCGGAGAUGAGCCUGAUGGAUUUGGAGUGGCUAUGUAUUACCGUAGAAACCGACUAUUCCUGACGAUCAGUACAGAGACCAGAGAGUGGACAGUGGAGACGACCUUGAUCAAGGUCAAUGUGUUCUACGCGGUUGACUUCUCAUGGAGUGAACAGACUGGUUUAGUACUUUACUUGGAUGGUAAAGAAGUGGCUUCAACAAAAACUUACAUCACAAAGACUGUGACUGUGACCAUUACGACCAAGUUCUACAUUGGUCUGUCCAUCAACACAAACAUCUUUGCUAAUAUUGUCAUAGAGGGAUGGACGGUUACCGAGGCUACCAGAGAGACACGAGACGAAAUAGUCAUGGAGACCACCACAGAGGCUGAAACAACGACGGAAACAGAAUCUACUACAGAAAUGUCAACAACAGAGUCCUCUACAGAAAUGUCAACGACCGAGUCCUCUACAGAAAUGGAGACCAGCACAAUGUCUUCACCAGAAACCUCUACUGAAGCAUCGACAGUAGAACAGACAACCACAAGUCUGGAAACAACAUCUGAAGCACUUACAAGGGACACAACAACAGAUUCUGAGACAACAACAGAUGGGAGCAGUGUUCCAGCAACGAUCAGCACAACUGAAGGCCUGACAACCACAGAACCUCAAACAACCACCACACAGUUAGAAAAUACAAGUUCUGAACCAGUGUCAACCACCACAGAACCAGUGUCAACCACCACAGAACUGGCCUCAUCCACCUCAGAACCAGUGUUAACUACCACAGAACCAGACACAACAACAGCACAAGGUAUAACCACCCCUUUAAGAGAAACUGUCACAUCUGAGACAACAACAGGUGAAACAACAGAACAGACAAGUUCAGUAGAAUCAUUGACAUCUACCACAGUAAUACCACCCACAACAUCACAACAACAAACAACCACCCACCAGGUUACACUGUCAUCUAGCACAAAUCAGCCGACACCCACCACACAACAAUUUACAACAGAUCAACAGACAACAUCACACUCAGUCACAACAGAAACAAGCACACAUCCCAGCACUGAACAAAGGACAACUACGAGAGCUAGCCAAGGAACAACUUCCCCCACAGAAGGAGCUACCAAGACAACAGCAAAACAGAUAGAUACGACAUCUCUAGUAACAACAACAGCUGCAGAAACAACAAUGGCUACAGAAACAACAACAUUGGCUGCAAAAACCACAACAACAGCUGAAACAACCACAACAGUCCCAGGCACAACAACACCUUGUAACAUCGGAGCGAUUUCUACAGCACCCACUCUGGACAAUUUGGUUUCCGCUGACUAUCAGAAGGUUAUGUUUGAUUGCUCGGUCUCGCUGUCGGCAGGAAGUGGUGCUCUGUAUACUAUCUGGUGGUAUGUAGGGGAGACAAUUAUCAAAAGACAGAGUCUGACAUCGGGAACCAGCGUAGGCAGAAUGGAGUCGACUGAGAUCACCGACACAGCGUCUGCUUUAACACAGGGGGUAAGCUGUGGUGUAGUUGUGUCGUACCCCAGUACUUGCGGACAGAUAACCAGCCCGGUCACGAGAAGUACCACACUUCAGUAUCAAGUCACAAUUAAUGAGGCCUCAUACAUCAAGAUCGUAGAAGGUGAUGCUGCCUACCCAAUACAGGUGGACCUUACCACAUCUGCUCAGUAUUACUGUGCCAUGAAGUACACAGCCAGUUGUGACAUCAGAUUCAAUGGAAAGGUGGUGCGGCCAACACAACCCAAGAGGUGUCCAGAAGGUGGAGAAAUCCCCAACAUUGUGGUCAAAUCUUCACUGACCAAUGCUGCCUCGCCCACCGAUGCUACAUGUGGUCCAGUGGUGACAGGAAAUGUAGUCUCCACCCAGAUCUAUGUGAAGGCAAUGGUUGACAGGAUGAAAUUUGGAAACAAAAACAGCACACUAAACAUUUUACAGCAAGACAAAGUGGGUCAAACAGUCAAGGCAGAGAUCCUUCUGAAGAAAAUAGAGGUUGAAGUUGUUGAGAUGGACUCAUUAGACCUCCACCACUGUCAGUCUAUAAACGACCCUCACAUCAGGACUUUUGAUGGAGUUUACUAUGACAACUUUAGACCUGGCGAGUACUUGCUAUACAAGAACACAAAGUAUGAAGUAGAGGUUCGUGCUGCUAUGGUGCGCUGUUCCUCGGGAACCUGCAACUGUGGUGUGAUGGUGCGUUCUGGUGACGACGUUAUCAGGGUCGACAAGUGUAAAUGGGUCAACAAGACGCCUACAGCUUAUCCAAUCAAUGAUGAACUCUUCACUAACGGAGAUCUGACACCCAAAACUCAGAUCUUCCAGGAGAACGACGGGAAACAAUUCCAGGUCAUGUUACCCACAGGAACUAAAGUUACCAUCAAGGACUCGUACCAGGCCUACAUCAACAUUUUCAUUUACCCGUCUGCCUCAGACUUCAACAAAACUGAAGGCUUAUGUGGUACUUAUGAUGGCAACCAGGACAACGACCUCUUGGGACCUGAUGGGGUCAUUACAAAAGUCCCCGGUGCAAAUGAACGGCCGGAUGAAUACAGUGUCAAAUGGAGAUUUUCUGAGUCCAACUCAAUAUUCAAUGGUUACACGUCAACAGUCUCCAUGGAGACCCCUCUCUAUUGCUCUUGUUACAGUGAUGGAACAAAGUCAUGUGACUUCUUUGGUGAUGUCAGCACAUGUGGUGUUACUAACAAAGGUGUGGAUUUGAAACCAGACCUCUUGACCCCACAGGCUGGUCUUUUGACCCCGUCUGUUGUUGGCAGACGAAAGAAGAGACAGGCCACAGGAGACACAGUGACCUAUGACCUUGCCUACAAUGCUCCUGCUGCUAAUGCUCCUUGGCCUUCCAAUCUGAAUCUGACGGAAGAAGAAGCCAGGCUUAUGUGUGGUAACUACCUUGUGAACUCUAAAGCAGGCAUCAACUGUCAGAAUCUGUUGUCUGGAAACUACUCCCAAGACAUCCAGAACUGUGUGCAAGACUACAAGCUGACUGGCCUGACUAUCUGGAAGGAGGAUCACUUGGGAGGAAUACAACAGAAUUGUUAUGAGGAGGUUCUGAAGAACACAGAGCAGUGGAAUAACCCUGACACUGCCCCAUCCUUACCAGCCACCAUCACCAGUGCUCUCUGUCCCUUAGACUGCAGUAACCAAGGGCAGUGUGUAGAGGGUGUCUGUGAUUGUAACGCGGGCUUUGGUGGAGCAGAUUGUUCCAUCUCUGUCAUCACCGCUCCUGUGGUUCUGUUAGAAGACUCGAAUGUGGCCUGUGACACACUCAAUAACAACUGUACACUUGCUGUCAUCAAAGGCGACCGAUUCCUCAACAGCUCUACACUUACUUGUCACAUGACAGAAAUCCAGAUUAAUGGAGUGGGUAUUUCCCAGCGACUGACAACUACUCAAAACACGGCCAUCUUUAAAAGUUUCUCCUCACUGCAUUGUCCUCUCCCAGCCAGGAAGAGCUACGCCAUCAAGAUCAGCAAUGAUGGGACACACACCAGUGUUGGCGAGUCCGUGUUCAUCCUCUACCAGUCCGACUGCUACACAUGUGAUGUGGCUGCUGAUAGAACACACGGAAACUGCUCCAUGCUGACAUCUUCGUGUUUGAUCAGCAGUGUCUGCUAUUCAGGAGGGACAAGUAACCCACUCAACUCCUGUCAGCUGUGUUCUCCCUCUGUGUCUCAGUUCUCGUGGACGUCGUCUACUGCUGCAGGUUGUCCUGAAGUGCGCAGUACCACGGAAGCCAUACCGCCCAACAAGGCAGUGGUGGACAUAAAUUCUCAGACAGUGGUCAUCAUAGCCUCAGUGGCUGCUGCUAUCUUCCUGGUCAUCUGUAUUGUAGUAGCUGUUGUCUUUGUUGUCAGAUACAGAUCACAGAAAAGAAAAGAGAAAUUCAUGAAGCAGUUUGAGCCAGAACACAGUGUAUUCAGCAAUGAAGCAUACGAAAAGGCAGAAUGGCGACCAGCCUAUAAUGACCCAACAGGUGCCUCCGUGUACAACUAUCAACCUAGUGGUAACGUGGCAUUCUACGACACCCGAAUGGCACUGGACGAUUAUUUUGAAUGAACGUACAAUACAUCCAACUGAGACACAAUUAUGGGUCUCGCUAUAUUAAGAAUUUUGAGAGAUGAUAGUCAUAUUUUGAGAACUUUUAAUGUAUACCCAAAGUGAUGUAAACUACAUUUUGAUUUUUUUUAUACCGGUUUGACAUGUGAUAAAAAUGUAAGACAUAAAAUCUAUUAUUUUGUAAAAUCUAUUGGAAGUUAUCAUAUUUGUUGAAAGUGGUAUGGUUUUAUAAAAUGCAAUUAUUUACAUUUUGAGCAAACUUUUUAUAUGUGUUGUCAAAUGAUGAGAGUGUUCUAUUAAAAGCUGUAUAAUAGGGUAAAAAUAUUGAAUUGGUGCUUUUUAUAUUGUAUUUUAAGAAAAUUCACCAUAAACAAAUUGUAUUGCACAAGAAUAAAGAAGAGAGAAAACGAUAUAUGUAUGGAGUGCAAUGGCAUUUAGAUCAAGAAAGUUGGGACUCUAAUUUUCUCAAAUAUUAGAAGAUGUGUGACACAAUCUUUUGGCAACUAUACAAAAAUUGAGGUAAAAAUGCUUACCUAUCAAGGGAUCCCAAGUUUUGUUUUUGGUGUGUAUUGUUUUUUAUGCAUUUGCAUGUCUUCAUGCCAUAAUAAAUUUCAUAGUAUGUCUAUAUGGUUCCAUUAAUCAGACUCUAUGUGCCAAGUACAUUUGAUAUAUUUUUCUGCUGUUGGUAGUUACUUGAUGAUGAUAUAUUUACAACUCCUACAGUAGUAGGUGCAUUACCAGUACUUUAAUAUACUGUAACUGGACUUUUUGUCUUUAUCUUUAUUAAUUCAUGCAGCAAUCUAGACUAUGUCUAUGUAUACUUGUAUGCCAGUCCUUAAUUUUUCUCUGUCUUGAAAUUUGUAUGGUUAUUUUGUUCUUCUAAGGUUAUCCAAAUAAAAUUUAUUUUACUUAGA
Molecule: messenger RNA, 28785 nt
Organism: Ostrea edulis (European flat oyster)
Lineage: Eukaryota; Metazoa; Mollusca; Bivalvia; Ostreida; Ostreidae
Exons: 151
Coding region: 23-27871 (9282 amino acids)
Source: RefSeq, a predicted model, not a curated record